This is a messenger RNA of Sorghum bicolor (sorghum), 2129 nucleotides long. RefSeq lists its product as uncharacterized. The record is from RefSeq and is a predicted model, not a curated record. Bases 195 to 1781 code for a protein of 528 amino acids. Lineage: Eukaryota; Viridiplantae; Streptophyta; Magnoliopsida; Poales; Poaceae. The transcript has 10 exons.
ACCGUGCGUUUCAAAAUUUGAAGAACUGACGAGUGACGAGGCAGUCAAACCAAGCGGAACAUCUCCCGUCCCGUCGCCUCGCCUCGCCUCGCCUGCUGCCGCCGCCGGCUGGUUUGGUGUCGCCUCUCCUCACUCUCUGACCUCACCGUCCCGGCCACGAGACGGAGGGUGAGCCCGGCACGACACCACCCACCAUGCCGUUGCCGCUGGCUAAGGCGAUGAAGGGGUUCUCGCCGCAGCCGGAGCCGUCGCCCGCCCGGUCGAUCUGCAGGUCGCAGCUGGAGCAGGACGUGAAGAGGCUGCGCAAGGUGCUGCAGGAGGAGACGGCGCUGCACGCCGUCCUCGAGGGCGCCCUGGGCCGCGCCGCCGUCACGCUCGCCGACAUGGCCUACCUCCCCACCAACGCGCAGGAGCUGCUCUCCAACAUCUGCAUCCUCGAGACCGCGGUCAAAAAGAUGGAGGAGGAGAUGGUCUCCCUGCAUUUCCAGCUCAUCCAGGAGAGGAACGAGAGGAGGCUCGUCGAGUACCGCCUCAAGCACCUCCCGCCGCAGCCGUCCGCUUGCUCUUGCCACUCCGGGAAACUCGGACCAGAUGAUACCAAGGGCGAGAAAUGCAGUAGCCAAGGGGAGGAGGUUUAUCCUCGUGCCAUCUUGCAUGAACAAGCUGUGAAACUACAGAGACAAAUCUCUGUUAAAGGCUUCGCGGAUCCUAACCAGCUUUCCGAGGACAUCGUCCGCUGCAUGAGGAACAUUUUUAUUUCGCUAUCAGAUUCCUGCAGGGACUCCUCAAAGAAUUCCUCCAUGGAGAAUCAGCAGUCUAUUCCAUCUCCCACUGGGAAUUAUUCAAUUUCUGCCUUCUGGUCUCUGUCGGAACCGUCGUCCAUAUCUUCUUGGGUACAGAGCCCUCAAGUAGAUUUGAACUACAACAAUAAUCUAUUAGCUUCGGAGACUGUUUUUGACCCUUACAAAGCUCGUGAGAAGCUUAGCUGGGCUGACAUAGGCAGCUACAGUGCGGCUGCUGAGGUUUCGUGGAUGUCAGUUGGGAAAAAACAACUUGAAUAUGCUGCCGAGUCACUUCGCAAAUUCAGAUUAUUCAUUGAGCAGCUGGCAGAAAUAAACCCUAUUCACCUCAAUGAUGAUGCAAGGUUGGCAUUUUGGAUCAACUUAUACAACGCGUUGAUGAUGCACGCUUAUCUGGCUUAUGGUGUUCCACGAAGCGACAUGAAACUGUUUUCACUGAUGCAAAAGGCCGCAUAUACAAUUGGGGGGCACUCAUUCAGCGCUGCAUUUAUUGAAUAUGUAAUUCUGAAGAUGAAGCCACCAAGUCAUAGGCCACAGAUGGCUCUGCUUCUUGCCCUUCAGAAGAUUAAGGUACCUGAGGAGCAGAAAAAAUUCUGCAUUGCGACGCCUGAACCACUUUUGAUGUUUGCCCUAAGCUGUGGAAUGUAUUCUUCUCCCGGGGUGAAGAUAUACACAGCAAACAAUGUGAGGGAAGAACUUCAAGAUGCACAGCGUGAUUUCAUUAGAGCAUCGGUAGGAGUAAGUCGAAAAGGGAAGCUUCUGGUCCCUAAGAUACUACACUGUUUUGCCCGUGGUUUUGUUGACGACAACAGCUUCCCUAUUUGGAUCUCGCAUUUUCUACCUCAGCAGCAAGCUACAUUUGUUGAUCACUGUGUGUCUCAAAGGCGGCAAAGUCUCCUGGGCACCCGUACUUUUGGCAUCAUUCCAUUUGAUUCUCGGUUUCGCUACCUCUUCCUGCCAGAUAUGGCAUCUUUAAAUUAACUUCCAUCCGAGAUUCAGAUGCUUCCUUGCCCAGAUAACCUGAAUGACAGCCUAACCGCCAACAGGAGAACAUAAACUACACAAGUGACAAAGUCCAAGCUCUGAUGGACAGUUGAAACAGUGUAAUAGCUGUCUCUCGAGUUACCAGUAUGUCUGGAAAAGUAAAGUUUAUAUCCACUGAUCAUGGGAGUCUUUGGCCCGUGUCAUUGAAAGUCACAGAUGUAUAUCGUUGGAAUGUCUUAAUCGGUUCGUCUGCCUUGACAUCUUGCCGAGUUUUAUGAAAAAUCUGUACAUAACUCCUACCUCCAGAUAAAAACUCAAGUUCAUGAUGGUGCUGUUUAUGCAUUA